Pocillopora meandrina is the source of this 804-nucleotide messenger RNA. The record is from the annotation of a GenBank genome assembly. Lineage: Eukaryota; Metazoa; Cnidaria; Anthozoa; Scleractinia; Pocilloporidae.
AUGGUAAAAUUUGCCAAGGUAACAUUUAUUUUAUAUAAAAGUGCAAAGCUAUUGAUUACCCUCUUCACCAGUCUUGCAAGACAGAGAUAACUGAUGUGAUUCGCAGGGUCAGUUGAAAUUACUGCUAAAACAGGUCAGUCUUUACAUGUUAAUGUAACGGAGAAAGCUGCCUCCACAUCAUAGUUAGCAAAAUUGCUUUUUUAAGCAUAUCUAAAAUAUACAGAACGAUGCCGAACUUCUGGCAAACCUGUGAAUUUACGACCCCAGCACGUUACACUUUUCAGUAGACUCUGGGAAACGCCAAAUAAAACAACCCCACCUCUUCUGAUAAUUUCCCUACACCUUGAUUAGUCUUAUAUUAAAUUACUACUUAGAUAUCGAUGACUGUAGCGAUGGAAGCCAUGACUGUCACUUUGCACCGAUUGUACAAACACCGCUGGAUCAUUCGACUGCAGCUGUCAGUCUGGACACCUUGGAGAUGGACGGCACUUUUGCUCAGGUAUAUCUUGAUCUUUAACCCAAAACACAAACAAAUGUGAGUGAGUAGUGUGGUUUGAACAUAACCACAGUUAUUUUUGAAUUACUUUCCUCCAACAAAUCAAUUUAUUUUGCGUUACCAUUUCUAAGACGCGAAAACCUAAGGCUUUCUUUGAAACCUGACAAACUAUUUAACAGAUAACUGGAAAAAGGUCAACCUCGAUCCUGUCUGUUUUGGGACAAAAAAUGACGACCACGGAACUUUUUAUAUCCAAGAAGCCGGUCAAAUCUACACAUUUAAACUUGUCCAUACAAGUGGUUCCGUGA